UAUUUCCGUAGUGACGUCGUCCAUCGAAGGUGGUUCGGAGUCACGCCACAGCCUCCGCCUCGCUCAGACGUCUUCUGCCAGGGAAGCCAACGAGAGGCUCCUCAGAGUGCUGCCCAAACACACACACACACACACCCUACCUCCUACUCCUCCUCCUCCUCCUCCUCUUCCGUCUCCUCCUCAUCCAGCGCCUCUCCAACUUCAACCGACUCCAACAAUCACCUAUUACCGUGAUUCUCCAACGCCUCGGGAUCAUUGUUACUACUCUUCGACUUCCAACCCACAGACGCUAAGCCGCCAACAUGAAUGAGAGCAUUACCGGCGGUCUUGAACCAGAUCAAAUUGAGGGUCUCAGAAAGGCCUUCGACGCCUUCGACAUCGAGAAGAAGGGCUCCAUCAAUACCGGCACCAUCGCCACCAUCCUGAGAAUGAUGGGCGUGAGGGUCUCAGACAAGAACCUGCAGGAGAUCAUCUCCGAAGUCGACGAGGACGGAUCUGGCGAGCUGGAAUUCGAAGAGUUUUGCGCCUUGGCGGCGAAGUUCCUGAUUGAAGAGGACGAAGAGUCCUUAAAAGCAGAACUGAAAGAAGCCUUCCGUAUUUACGACAAAAAGGGCGACGGCUACAUCACGACGAGCGUCCUUCGAGAGAUCCUGAAGGAGCUGGACAACAAGCUAACCGAGGCUGACUUGGACGGCAUCAUAGAGGAGGUCGACGAAGACGGCUCCGGCACUCUCGACUUCGAUGAGUUCAUGACGAUGAUGGCGGGCUAAAAUUCUUCAUUAAAAAUUCCUUCCUUUUAUUCCUAUUUUCCGUCAGCUUUUUCUUUUCUUUCCUCCUCCUUUUCCUCCUCCUCCUCCUCCACCUCCUCAUUACUUCCUUUUUUAUUUCUUUGUUUCCUUCUGAUCUUUGUUUGCUCACUGGACUCUGUGAGAGACUGUCCUUCCACGAUCUCUCUCGAAGCUUUUUUAUUUUUAAAACGUUUUUCACCAAAAGUGCUCUAACGUUCGUGACAUACUAACCACAAUUAAAUGAAAAUAAACAUCUCAAAAGAUUCAUCUCAGCUAUGGGACGGUCGUUAUUGAAAGUGACACCAUCCAUCAACCAUCAAAGCAACCGACCAAACAUCAAACCACUUCUGAGUAGCUUCUGUGUGUGUCUAACGUCUCCUCAGAGUUGUUACGCUCUCCUAAGUAUACAUAGUCUGUUCGUCGUGUGCAUAUCAGUGUCUAGCAGGUUUACCUCAGUCCAUCCUGCCAUCACGACUCCCGUUUUCAUUCGCAGAGUUCAUGGAGAUGAUGACCGGUUAAGUAAACAAACGUAGUUCCUCCCCAAAAAACCCCUCCGCCCACAUUUAGAAAUCUGCUGCCUAAAAUAUUUUAAGCAUCCCGUCCCCGCCACGCCCUCCCCCCGAGUAUUUUCCUUACCUACACUGUUCACGACUUUAAGGAGAGGCCGAGAAAAACAAUAAACAGUCUGAGAGCUACAGCUGCGACCAGAACUUCAAGGAAAUCCCCGCAUCCACAGGCUUCUCGUGUCAGGAGACCAGACACGCCAAGAGACUACCAAGAACCAUUGCCAAGCUAUCCGCCACGUUGGAGAGAGAGAAAGAGAGAGAGGUGGUGUUUCCGGUGGAAACUCUGCCAUGGAUAUUCGUGAAGUGUCUUAUACUCUAAUUAUGUUUUAUUUUCCAACUUAUCUAUGCUUGCAAAAGCCACAGAAUAAUGAUCUCUCAAAAGACAAAAUUUUGGGUGCAAAUCUUGGGUGGUCAGAACGGAGAAAAUUGCACCUCGGCCAUUUCACGUUUUAACACUUAGGUUAACAUUAACUUGAUAAGUUUUGUCAUGACUCCAUUCAUAGAUUUAUUCAGUCGUACAUUUUUUCUUUUUUCUUUUUUUCCUUUUCAUUGCUAUCAUAUGUUACCAUUUCUAUGUAUAAUUCAAA
Messenger RNA from Macrobrachium nipponense, 1941 nucleotides. Its product is annotated as troponin C, isotype gamma-like. Gene Ontology annotation, molecular function: calcium ion binding. The coding region runs from base 303 to 770 and encodes 155 amino acids. The record is from RefSeq and is a predicted model, not a curated record. Gene Ontology annotation, cellular component: myosin II complex. NCBI's taxonomy places the organism in Eukaryota, Metazoa, Arthropoda, Malacostraca, Decapoda, Palaemonidae. The transcript is spliced from 6 exons.